AUGAAGCGAGUGGGAGCAUGGCUGCACCCCUCCAAAGCCAGCAUACACCAGAGCAGGAGUCUGACGGCUCUCGAUGAAUCUGCUGCGUUGCAAGAGGCCAUGCGGCAGGCUGCCUAUAUCGUAAAUGAUGAAGUAGAUAAGGCAGAAGCAGAGCUGGCCAAAGGGAACUCGCCUUUUCAUAAGCUGGGAAGUGCGACAACAUUAUUCUUGCGAGCCACUCUUGGCUUUGAGAAGGAGAUGAUGGAACAAGCAGGCGUACGUCUCGCGGAUGCUCAAGAUUCAGCAAGCGAGUAUCACAGAAGAGCCCUGCGAGAUGCAUCGACAGCACAUCAAAGCGCCAUCUAUCCCAGAGGCUCCGAAUAUGCCUUGUGCCAUGCUGAGUCGCAGCUCAUGUCGGCCGUCGUUGGCGUACUCAAUGAAAGCUUGUCCGAAAGUCUCAGAGGGUUCUACAACCUUCGCAAAGCGUUUACAACGCUGCAAGAGAUUGUGGAUGCCGAGAACAAGUACCUCGAGAAGCAUUUCUCCAGCUCUACUACCUCUUUGACCAGUGGGACACGAUCUGACACUUCAACGGCCCCUGGGAAGAACGCAUCAGAAACCAAUUCUGGCGUCUUGACUCCUGUCGAUGCAAAGGACGCCGAUGACGAUGAGCUUGAGUUCGUUGAUGCUGAGGAAAGUGUCUCCGACCAGGUGACUCCGCGUGUUUACAAAGGCAACUUGGACGGAAAGCCUGAGCAAAUUGCAACAGAUGCACCAAGUGCGGCCGAGAAGGCUGAAGAUCAGCUGGACUUCGCGUCUGUGUCCUCCGACCCAAUUGACAUCUUCAUCCACUCAGGUGCCGCAAUGUGCUUCGGCUUGUUACAGCUAUUGCUUUCUAUGGUCCCGCCUGCGUUUGGCAAGAUCUUGAGCAUAUUCUCGUUUCGUGGCGACCGCGAAAAUGGUCUGCGACUGCUUUGGAGAGCCACGGCGUUCAAGCAUAACAUAAACGGUGCUAUGGCGGGACUAGUCCUCCUGCCUUUCCACAAUGCUGCAAUUGCACUAUGCGACAUUCAUCGUCGAGAAGCCUACCCGACAGAGCGGCUGCGGCAGCUACUCCAUGAGAUGCGGUCGAUAUAUCCCAACUCAUUGCUAUGGCUGCUCGAAGAAGCACGGAUGCAUGGUGCUGAAAGGGAUCUGGAAACGGCGAUUGAAGUGCUAAAGGGAGACUCCAAGCCUACCACUUUGAAACAAGUCGAAGCUCUGCGUGUGUUUGAGACAUCCAUGGCCUGCAUGUUCCUCCAUCGCUACGAAGAAUGUGCGCAGUCCUUCAUUCGAUGCAUCGACCUAAACAAUUGGUCCCAUGGUCUGUACUAUUAUAUCUCGGGCGCUUGCUACGUAGAGCUCUAUCGGCAGUAUCAGCACACCGAUCCAACGGUUGCUGAGCAGCACAAAAAGAAAGCGACAGAGCUGCUGCAUCACGUGUCCGCCAACGUCGGCAAGAAGCGCUUCAUGGCUCGUCAGUUACCGCUCGAUGUCUUCAUCAUGCGGAAGAUUGCCAAAUGGGAACAUCGAGCCCAAUCGCGACACUGCGACUUCAUCGAUGCUAUUGGUGUAUCGCCGCACGAAGAGAUGAUCUACUUCUGGUCUGGUUUGAAGCGAAUGAGGCCCGAGCACAUUGCCGUGUCUCUGGCAUCGUUGGAGUGGUCCGAGAGCCAGCCGACGUGGAAGGACGAAGCGGCCGACGAGAAAGCAAUCCUAUCACUGCUGAAGGCAACAUGUCUCCGCAAUCUGGGCAAGGUCGCGGAAGCCCAGACCGAGUUGAAAGAGCACGUUUUGUGUCACCCUGUGUCUGCCAUUACCGCAUGCGAUCACGCAGACAAUUGGCCGUUGCCCGUUGCGCACUAUGAAAAGGCGAUUUGUCUGUGGGAUCAGGCAGGGGGACAAGAUGGUGACCGAACAUCUUUGAAGCAAUGCAGCGAUGAGCUCGCGGUGGUGGAGAGAUGGGGAAGCUUCGACUUGGAUGCUAGAAUCGGGCUCAAAUUGACGACAGCAAGAGAGACUCUGAGGAGAAUUGGCAUCAGUCAAUGA
Molecule: messenger RNA, 2067 nt
Organism: Pseudocercospora fijiensis CIRAD86
Lineage: Eukaryota; Fungi; Ascomycota; Dothideomycetes; Mycosphaerellales; Mycosphaerellaceae
Exons: 6
Coding region: 1-2067 (688 amino acids)
Cellular component (GO): cytosol; mitochondrial outer membrane; nucleus
Molecular function (GO): protein binding
Source: RefSeq, a predicted model, not a curated record